Messenger RNA from Paramecium sonneborni, 2933 nucleotides. The record is from the annotation of a GenBank genome assembly. NCBI's taxonomy places the organism in Eukaryota, Ciliophora, Oligohymenophorea, Peniculida, Parameciidae.
AUGAGUAGUUUUAAUACGAAAUUGAAUUUCUUAUAGUCAGAAAUUAAGUUACUAUCAGAUGAAAAUACAGAACUUAGACAACUUCUUUAAUUAAAUAAAUAAAUUCUAAAAAUUCAAGGUGAAUUUGGAAGCACAAAUAUUGUAAUUUAAUAAUUGAAUUCAGUCACUACCUAGUGUUCCUUAGUUAUCUAUAGAUGUAUGCAAGACCGAAGGUAACUUUUAAAAUGAUAAAUAAUUUAUAAUUUCUAAUUUGAUUGAUGAAAAUUCUAAAUUAUUGUCUAUUAAUUAAGAAUUAAGAGAAUAGAGAGAUCAUUUAAGAGCUUAAGUAAAUCAUUAUUUUAUUUAGAAUUUACUCUUAUAAUAAAUUGAAAUAGAAAAUUCUUAAAGAAUUCUUGAUAUAUAGACUGAAAAACAUUAGAAAUUCAUAGAUUUAUAAAAUUAAAUUCUAGGAAAAGAUAAGUAAAUCUAAGAAUUGAGUGAUUAAUUAUAAAACAUUCUUUCUAGAAAACGUCUUAAAACCAAAAUCGUAAUUAUUUAGACAAUAAAAUAAGCAUAUACCUUUAUAAAGUGAGUAUUUAUUAUUUCAGAAUCAGCUUGAAUCAAUGAGUAAAGUUCUCAGUCAAUAUUAUCAAGAAAAUAAAUUAUUUAAGUAAGAAAAUAAGAAAAUUUCAUUAUUAUUGGAUUUAUUAACAACAGAUAAGAACACAGAAAAUAAAUUGAAUUCAGAAUAAAGUCCUGGUAUAAAUGAUUCUAGUUAUUUGGAUUCAUUUCCUUUAAAAGUAAAGUAAACAUUAAAUCUUAAUUAAUAAAUCACAGUUCCAAAACUUAAUAUUAACAAAGCUUAAAAGAUUUAAUAGUUAAAUGUAGAGAAACAAUAAGAAUCUGAAGAAUAAUAGCUUCCUUUAGAACAAUUUUUAACAGUAGAUAAAAAGAUUUAUCCUCAAAUAAAGGCUUAAACUCCUAGUUAAGUUAGAGAAGGACAAUUUAUUAGUCCUAAUAAAUUAUUAAUUUAAUUGACUUCUUUGGCAGAUCAAAAUAAAACAUUAUCUAAAUAACUAAACUAAUAUAAAUAAAAACUACAAGAUGAAUUAUUAUUAACAAAAUCACUAGAAAAUAAAUUGGAUGAAGUAUAUCGAUAUGUAUUAGAACUAGAAAAAACAAAUGAAAUUUUAAUCAGUUCAUAAUUGAAACUUACAAAUACAGUUUAGAAAUUAAAAGAGUUGAUUUGUAAAGAAAAGAAAGAAGAACUUCGAAGUAAACAUACAUAUAAUUUAUCUCUUUAAAAUGAAAGAGAUUUUGAAAAAAAAUCAAAGUAAAGAAGUAAUUCUGUAUACUGAUUUAUGAUUAUUAAUAAUGUAUAUGAGAAAAAAACCAACUUAAAAAAUAAUUGUAAAUCGUGGUAUUUCUUAAAUAAGAAAUGCUUCAGACUAAGAAGAGACAGAGUAAUUACCAUUGAUAAAACCUAAGUCAGUAACUAGAAGUUCAAAAAAGAAUUUUGAGAUAAAGAAAGUUAGAAUAAAAGUUGCCAUAUCUGAUGAUAAAUUGGAAAUAAACAAUAAAUAAAACAAAUUAAAUCCAAUAAAAUAAGAGGAAUCUCCUUAAUUGAGUGAUAGAAAUUAAUCUCCUUCAUCUAGUUUUAAAAAAACAAAAGAAGAUAAUAAUAGAUCGAUAUUAAGUAUAUUUAAAGUAAUUGAAAUAUAGAAAAAUCAAUACAUUAAGAUUAUGAAAUUGAUGAUACUUUAGAAGAUAACUUAGAGAGUUUUGUAAAAUUGUAUCAUUCUAUUGUUUGUUUAAUGGAUGCUAUAAGAAAAGUAAUUAACAAUAAUUUUAUUUUUAUUAGAACGUAAGUGAUUUAGUCGAUUAGAUUAAUAGAUUUUUAGAAAUUCUUGAUGGAAUACAUUUUUGUCAGAUUGAAAAAUUAUUGAUUGAAAAUACUAAGCAGUUUAGAUAGAUAUUAGUAUUAAUUAAAAUAGGGGUAUUAAGUAACUAAUUAUUAGAUUGUUGUUAUAAUUAAUAGUUUUUUUGAUUAGCAUUUAUACACAAGUAAUAUAGUGAAUUUUAAAAAUAUAUUGAUAUAUAAUUUACAAAACUAUCUAAUAUUGGGAGAUAUGAUAUUAUUGAAGACAUAAAAAUAAGAACUAUAAAAUAUUAUUAACUAAAACAAAAAGUAUUUUGGGAGUAAAAAGGUCGAUUCAAAUACAUAAAUUAGAUAAAAUGUAGAAUUGUUAUCAGGAUUAUAUAAAUCUUUAACAAAAUAGUCUAAAGAUCUUUAUUAAUUUAUAUGUACUUACUUAAAACAAAUACCAUAUCUUCGAAUAUUGGAAUCUAAUUUAGUGUUAUAGAAUUUUAUAUCUCUAUAUUUUACAAUGUAAUAAAGUUAUCAUGGUUUAUUGGGAAUUCCUUUAAUUUGUGUUGCAAAUAAACCAUAUUUACCAACAGAGGGGAGCCAUGAAUUUACUUUAAUUUUAGAUAUGGAUGAAACAUUAAUACAUUUCAUUGAUUAGACAAAAAGUUUUUUAAUAAGACCAUACUUAGAGUAAUUUUUAUAGGAAAUGAGUAAAUAUUAUGAGAUUGCAGUAUUUACAGCAGGUUUACCUGAUUAUGCAAAUUGGAUAUUGGAUUAGGUAGAUAAAAAUAAAUAUAUUUAAUAUCGUUUAUAUAGAUAACAUGCAAUGCAAUAUCAAAAUCAUUUUGUUAAAGAUUUAUCUAGAUUAGGUCGUAAUUUAAAGAAAGUGAUAAUAGUAGAUAAUAUUGCUGAUAAUUUUCAGCAUUAACCAGAAAAUGGCAUCUUUAUAAAAACAUGGUUAAAUGAUUAAGAUGACAAGGAAUUAUUAGAAUUAAGUAUUUUUUUAAAGAAAUUGGUUGAAAAUGGAUGUGAAGAUGUCAGAGAGGUUUUAAAAUAAUAUAAAAGUUAAUAAUUGCCUCAAAUCUGA